AAUCUCACGCCUGUUCUAGAACGAUGCUAAGGUUUCUAUUAUGAUCAUACCAGAUUUCUUUUCUGGCCCAAUUAACCUUCAUCUCUAAGAAACCAUCUUCAAUUAAUCCUAUAAAUUGCAGUGUUCCGAUCCCCAUCUCUAUCUAUCUCACCACUUCUUUACCAAAGUAUAUUCUUGCCUUCAUUCCAAUUCAGAAAGAUAUUCCCAUAAGUCCCCAAAUAAUGGAGCCAAAAGGAGAAGAAUCAGAGCCCCAUAAACCCUUGCCUUCUUCUUCUGAAUCCCAAGCAGCAGAAAUGGACCCUCAGAAAUGGGGAACUCAUGUGAUGGGUCGUCCUGCAGUCCCCACCACCCACCCAGAUAACCAGAAGGCUGCCUUGUGGAGGUCUGAGGAUCAGCACCAAGAUUUCCACCCUCAACCUUACGUCGUCUAUUCUCCAGUGGAUCGGCCCCCCAGCAACAACCCCUUUGAAUCAGUGUGCCACAUGUUCAAUUCUUGGAGCCAUAGAGCUGAGACCGUAGCUCGUAACGUAUGGCACAACUUGAAAACUGCGCCAUCUGUAUCAGAAGCUGCUUGGGGAAAGCUGAACAUGACUGCCAAGGCAAUAACAGAAGGUGGAUUUGAGCCAUAUUACAAGCAAAUCUUUGCAACCGAUCCUUAUGAGAAGCUAAAGAAGACGUAUGCUUGUUACCUUUCAACAACAACCGGCCCUGUCGCCGGGACCCUCUAUUUGUCAACCACCAAGGUUGCUUUCUGCAGUGAUCGCCCUUUGACCUUCACAGCUCCUUCUGGCCAGGAGGCUUGGAGCUACUACAAGAUUGCAGUACCCUUGGCAAAUAUAGCAGCAGUGAAUCCGGUGGUAAUGAGAGAGAAUCCACAAGAGAAGUACAUUCAGAUAGUGACAGUUGAUGGUCAUGACUUCUGGUUCAUGGGGUUUGUGAAUUUUGAGAAAGCAACCCAUAAUCUCCUAGACGGCUUGUCAAAUUUUAGAGCAUAUGGAAAUAAUAAUGCAGCAGGGCAGUCUGUGAGUGGACAUGCGAAUGUGUCACAACCUGCUACUGCUAAUUAACUAGCAAUAAAGUAGUAUUUCACCAUUCAACUCCUCUUAUCUGAGUUGUCUUUCCUUAUACACAGUUAUUGUAUUACUUUGUGUGCUUAAUUGCUUGGAGUGUAUUCAUGUAUAUUGUUAGUUGUUGUUGUUGGAUGCAUUAUAGAUUUUUCCCUUCAGGUAUGGAUGAUCAGGUUGUAGGCAAUCUGUGUAGAGAAUUUUCAAUAUAAAUUAAGGGGGGUUCGGUACACCAUAAUUGUAAUUCUUUAGCUGGCUAAUUACAUUGUUUGGUUUGAAGGAA
Ipomoea triloba (trilobed morning glory) is the source of this 1347-nucleotide messenger RNA. RefSeq names its product GEM-like protein 5. The transcript is spliced from 3 exons. The coding region runs from base 222 to 1067 and encodes 281 amino acids. The record is from RefSeq and is a predicted model, not a curated record. Lineage: Eukaryota; Viridiplantae; Streptophyta; Magnoliopsida; Solanales; Convolvulaceae.